AUGCGGAGACUGGGCCUGAGCCCCUCGGAGCACUCCGAGAAGGUGGCAGGUCCCUGGGCUCCUUCCCUCUACGACUCCUGGGAGCUGCACCAGACCUUAAGAUCCGACGCCUGCGAGGGAGUGUCCCAUCUUGCUGCGGAUGCUGCGGGCCAGCACGUCCAGGUUGGCGCGACGUCGAGUGCUGCCGAGGCCACAGAACCGAG
This is a messenger RNA of Symbiodinium necroappetens, 203 nucleotides long. NCBI's taxonomy places the organism in Eukaryota, Dinophyceae, Suessiales, Symbiodiniaceae. The record is from the annotation of a GenBank genome assembly.